This is a messenger RNA of Parnassius mnemosyne (clouded apollo), 4405 nucleotides long. The record is from the annotation of a GenBank genome assembly. Lineage: Eukaryota; Metazoa; Arthropoda; Insecta; Lepidoptera; Papilionidae.
AUUUAUCUAUGGAAUAGAGAAAAGAAAACUCAAGGAAAACCUUUGUUAUUAAUUUUCUAAUAUAAAUUAUUUUAUUCAAUUAGUGCGAAGUAGUCGGUGGUGUUUUGUGUACCCUAAAUUAAUAUGAUCUUUUACCAUAUAUUAAUACAUCAGUGAAAUUGAGUAGUACUGUGUAUUAAGUAUGGAUUCUUUUCUUCACAACUAGGAAAUUUAGUGUUCUAUGCUUCACAAUGUGAGAUUGCUACUACAUUGACAUACAAUGAAUUGUGUGUGAGAAGUGAAUUAAGUGGAUCAGGAUUCAAAAUGUCAUCAGUAGGACAGUUAGUGCCACAGGUGACGAAAGGCCCGCCUAACAUGACAAUCAAAUUUACUGGUCCCCACAUUGAGGGAUCAUUCUGCACAUCAAUUGACUAUAAUUAUGACCCUAUUAUCAGUGUUAUCAGUGCAAUGUAUAUUAUUUUUGGAAUUGUAUACACUCUGUUUGGUUAUAGGUGCUUUAAAGCAAGUAUGUUUUUAACAGGUUUUACAUUUGGCUCUGCUAUUGUAUACCUCAUAUGCUUACAAGAAUAUCUUAUGCCUCCAUAUGGGAAUGUUGGUGUAGCAUUAUGUGCAGGUCUACUCUUUGGACUCAUCACAAUGCUGAUCCAGUAUGUAGGCUUGUUUAUGACUGGAUUUCACACUGGACUUCUGUUAGCCAUAGCUGGUUUGGCAAUAUAUGAUCAUUUUCUAGAUAGCCGACCUGUAUCAUAUUGGUUGUGUGUGGUAGCGUUACUUGGUUCGGGAAUUUUCUUCGCUGUCAUCAACUUGUAUUGGAAGAAAGUGUUGACGAUAUUUGGCACGAGCGUCUACGGUGGAGCAGUUAUAGCGACCACCCUUGAUUACUUCUUCGAGAGGAUGAUGAUGCUAAAAUGGUUAUGGGAACGCGCUAAGUUAGAGCCAGCCGUACCGCCGCCAUGUCGUCUGUCAUGGCUGACACUUGCCGCAUGGCCGGCCGCUGCCAUUGUUGGUCUAACAGCACAGUUUGCUCUCACGGCUACUGGGAUCUAUCAUGAACAAAGUAUAAACGCACAAAAGCGUCGUUUGAAGGUUCAGCAGUCGCGGCCGGUGACACGAGAGCAACGUGCCGAAAUGAAACAGCGCAAGUAUCGCUACCUCUACCAAGUGCGAACCGCACACGGAGAUGUCAUAUCGCAGUCGUACGUACAGGCGCUUCAAAAGAAGGCGCAGUGCGGCAACUGGAGCGGUGUCGGUAGCGGCGGCGGCGGCGGCGAGUGCAGUACACUGCAGAGUGACUCCACGCACCUCACUGUGCUCGCCGGCUCCGAACAUGCGCCGCCCACUGACUCCGACGACGAGCUCAACCAGAUCCGGGCCGCCCAAUAGCGCCACGGAUAUUAAACAUGUUGGAGAGGAGGCAUUUCGUUUUUAUUCCAGUAUUAUCGUAAGGAGAGCCACUCAUUAUUACAUCUGUAGUUAAGCGAUGGUAUAUAAUAUGUAUUCGAUGUGAAUUUAUUACUGUAUUAUUAAUUACUCAAUCCAUAUUAUUAUAUUAAGUCGAUUUGUAACGGGGUUCAAGGCCUAGUUUUAUGUUCGACUUUUUUUAACAUUAAUCGCCAAAUAAUACACGUAGUGUUUAAAUAUAUUCAUUAUUAAAUUCUAUACAAUUGAGAACGAGUAAAUAAUCGAUUUCCAAUAUUUUGCCAAGAUUUUACUAGAAAAUUUAUUUCAAGCAUAGUGGUAUUGACGUAAGGCUAGAAAUAUUUAAAUUAUCAAUAUUUAUGGUUAAUAUAUAGGUUACAUUCUAGAUUUUACUAGAAAUUGCCGUUAUUAAAUAUUUUAAAUGGCGUCGCUCCCCGAAUUGCCUUGUGAAUCGACAGUGAGUAGAGAUGAUGACAAUUUGGACGUAGGAGCUUGAAGACUUGCAGACGAUGGUUUGUUCGGGAGUGAAUGGAAAAUAUAUUGAGGACGAUAUCGACAAGCUUUAUGUUGAAGUUUCCGAUGGUUGUUGGAACGUGCGAUCAGUUGACGUCGUGUAGUUAUCAUACGCCCUCGUCAACCGUCCUACCGGGGAACGUUCCCGGGCUGAAUACCUUGACCAGCUUGAGAUCUUCCUUUUCCCAUCGACGGCUAAAGUCCGUUGUAAGUCAUUGCGGCGCGGUGGCAGUGCUGCCACUAGAGAUAUCAAUGUGUGAAAAUAAUAUUACGCAUUACUCAAAGACAUAAUGUAUCUAAUACUGUCAUAAGGAUUAAAUGUACACCAAAUCAACUGCAGUAACUCAAUUUUUAACAUACACUGCCAUUUUAAUGUAGCCUGUUACACGAAUUUUUAAAAUGGAUCUUCUGAAUUUUUUACUGUAGUAUGAAUGAUGCCGGUGUGGAAGUGGUCUUGAACCCCUUUUAAGAUGUGGUUGUGGUUAUGUUGUUAUUUCUCCAUUGUUUAUGUGAUGUUAUAUCAAUGUUUAAAUUUUAUAUAGUUUGGUUUGAUACGAUAAUUAAUUUGAGUUUUCUUAUUUUCUCAAUAAAAUGCUUAUCCUUUGUUUUCCCACAUAUUACUUUGAGAAUUUAAAAACUAAUUACUGUGUUCGUGUCAAAUUUAAAAAAUGAAUUGAAACAAUUUAUCAAUUUUAGUAACAAAUCACUUUAAGUGAAAAAAACGUCUAGUAGUACCUUCAAUAUUUUAUCAUGUACUCGAGUUUAUAUUUUUAACUAAUAUAAUUCUUGCCACGUACUGGCACUAGGCCGUUUUUUUUUUGGGAAAUAUUUUUGAUGUAAUGAACGGGUAAGCUCUUGAAGAGUAUAUAUACUAUGUAGUGUAAGUCAUAACUUUAAGAACCGAUCGUUCUCGAUGUAAAAUAACCGUUGUUUAAUACAAUUUUAUUUCAGUUAAAUGUGAUCUAUUUUUAAAGAAAAUUAUUUAAUGUAUAAUGAAUAUAAUGAUUUUUGUAAUUUCCAUACGCACACGAUCAAAUAUAAUAAAAAAGCAUAAAAUGCAAUUAUUCCAUAAUUAUGCGCAAACCUUUCCGUAACAGUUCGCUGGGUGACGGACGCACAUAAUAUUUAGCGUGUGAUAUUUUUUUUGCCAAAGCUUAAUUUAAUUGUUAUAGAGCUGAAGCAGAACGCAAUGUUUCUUUAUAUAUUUAAGGUAUAUUACGCUUUAAUUUGACGUGUUGAGUGACUGUUGCGAAUCGAAACAAUAUUGAGCAUUCCAUCCUUAUCGAUUGUGAUUAUUCGAAUAACAUACAUAUGGCAUCAUGCGAAAUGUUUGUUACCAAUAUUCAUUGCGAAUUAAGUUUUUUUGAGUUUACUUCUUAAGAAUUGAUUUUCAUAUAUAAACUCGGGGUGUGAACAUUUAUAGGGAGUAAAAUCAAACGUUCACCUCGUGCGUUACGUUAUGUAUUCAUGUUUCCAUGACUACGUAAUGUCGUGCAACUUAUCUUGCGCAGCCCCCCGCACAGAGUACUCUCGGCUGUACUACAUUAUAUAAACAAAUAACAACUGCCAACUAACUGUCAACCUGCAGAGUUUUGAUAUUAAAUUUCAUAUAUAAUUGUUCGUAAGGAGUAAACUCCAGUCGUGCGUGAAAGCUGACACACACACUUUUUUUAUUUACAGGGAACUCUGUAUUUAAUUUUUGAUAAACAUCACAAAUUAGAUUAUUAAUUAGUUUUUGAAUGAACGAGUACCAUUGAUAACGGAAAAUUGUGAUUCACGUCUGAUUUUGGUUAUUGUAAAUUGUUUCCAAGUCCUAAAGUCAACACUAUAUAAUAUACGUUGAAUGUUUACAAAAAUGUGGUAGAAUUUGUGUAAUCGUAAAAUAAGGUUGAAUUAAGGAAACGUUUGUUGCCAGUAAACUGGUAAAUGUACACACGUGACAUUUUAUGUUAUCCAUAAAACGAGUGAAUCAAAUUGAAAAUCAAUCGUCUUACAAGGAGAAAAGGUACGUUUUAUGUCAAAUUUGUGAUCAUUUAGACACUAUUUCUAUCUCUAAUCACUAUCCAUUUCAUCGCUCAAUUUCUAGUCUUAUUUUGUAUUCCGUAUUAAUUCAUUUUGUUUAUUUUAUAUUUUAAAUAGAGUUUUUUUUUUAAUGAAUGGGAUGUGUUACAUAUUAUGUUCACUUUUAACCUAUAUUUAAUUGAAUUUAAGCUUACAGCAUUAUAUUUGCUAUUAGCUACUGUAUCACAUAACAAGAUUUAUAUAAUUAUUAGAUAUUAUUGUAAUUUGUGAUUUAGUGCUUUUUAAAAUAAUGUUCAUUAUCAGUAUUUUAAGACUAUAAUACUUAAGUCGUUUUAUUAUAUACUUUCCUAUUAAAGUACAGACUUAUUUCGCCUGAUUAUUACAUUGUUUAUUUUUUUUUAAUCUCUAUUUUGUAUUACUGUUCCUUUUUUAAUAAGUAAGUGUUAACUUU